CAAGGGCGCGGGAGCCGGUGACGGGAGCCGGAGCACUCUCCUGGACAAAGCGCGCAGCGCCGCGGCGCCGGGGCCGGAACAAAAGACGCCCCAGUGCCGGGCACCGCGCGGAGGGCGCGCGUGGGGGCGGGGCGGCGCAGCCCCCUCUCGGUAGAGCGUCCUCCCCUGCUUUGUGUCUGCACCUUCGUGCUGGCCACUGCGCGGGGCUGACACCCCCCAGGCCCUGAGUCCGGCUCCGGCCGGGGUUGUCCGGGUGCGUGGGGCGUCUGUCCUGAAGUCUGUCUUAAUCCAUGUGCCCAGAGCAGUAAUGGGGGGACAGACGUCUGGAGCCGCGUCUAGGGCCUGGGUCUGGCUGCCUGGCAGGGGUGACCUGGGGAGUUGGGCUGAACAGACUUGUGUGAGGUUCUGGGCUGUGCAGUCCCUGGGUUUGUGUUUUUAGUCCUUCUUGGAAGGGCAGGCAUGGUCAUUCAUGUGCAGCACAUGUUUCAAUGCGUGUACAUCUGCCUUCACGUAGCACCCCUGUGUGCCAGGUGCACACAUGUGAGCUCUGCUCCUCUGCACCCUGCCUUGAGGUGCCAGACCCUGCAUGAAUGUGUGGGUGUGUUCCACCCGGUGCUGGGGUGCUUGAUGCAUACGUGUAGACUAGCGAUGGUUGCGUGUGCAUGCGUCCCCUCGAUGUGGAUGCAUACACGUACUGUGUGUUCAUCGUGCACGUAUGAGUUUUGCCACUAAACACACAUGUUAGUUUGCGUGUAUCCCAGCCCUUGAUAUACAUAUCUGUGUACAUGUGUGCCCCAUAUCCACAAGUGCACAAGUCUGUGUGUGCACUGUGCCCCUACAUGCAUGUACACUUGAUUGCACAUGAACAUGUUUACAGUGCCUCCGUGCACAUGUGCAUUUGGUCACGCAUGUGUGUGCGUGCUAGGUCUCUGGGGGUGUGCCAGCGACAGGGCCUGUGCGUGGGUGUCUCAGUGGGCCUGGGCAUCGCUGCUGCCACCCCUGAGUCCCUAGGGCUAGCUCCUUACACAACCACCUCAAAAGGGAGUCAGCAACAAAGGCCUGAGGAGGCUGGGGGUUCAGGGUCAGGGGUCAGCCCAGAGAGUGGCCCCAUGCCUUGAGCAGAGGGGCCGUGGGUGGUCCUCUCUGUUCUCCCAUCUUCCGUUGCUGACUGAUUGAGGGAGGGGGUGUGAACAGCUUGGACACCCACGAUCCUGGGCCCCCAGCACUGCCCACUGUGCUCCAGGGCCCAGGGGCAGGGAGGCAUAGCUGGGCCCCAGCUGGGGCUCAGUUCUGGCUGAAGCCCCCUAGCCUCGCCCUGGACCCUCACUCAGAAGCCUCAUGCUCCUCCUUGCCCUGUCAUGUCGUGGGCGCUGGCAGCCUGCUCUCCUCCCGGCCUUUCCUCCUUCACCAGCCUGCUUUGCCUGUGGCGCCCGCAGUGGGAGUGGCGGCUGCCUGGGCUUUGCGUGCCUCCUCCGGCAGGGAGGGGCUGCCCAGGAAAGUGCCAGCCCGGCCUGGGGUGGAAGCUGAGGAGAUUCACUCAGACCCUGGAUCACAGAGGCCACCCUGGGUGGGUUUGGGGGUUGGGCUGAGAUUUGAUAGGGGUUUGAGGCUGUCCUGGGGUCCCCCUGUCUGCUCAGCCUCAGGUGCUGGUGAGGAUGUAACCUGGACUUCCUGGCAGCCAACCUGGGGCUGCCCGGGUGGGGCCAUGCUGGAGGAUGUGGUCAGUGAUAGGGAGCCAAGUGGCCCCAGCCUUGGGAAGGGACACUCUGCCUGCAUGCUCUUGGCUUGGGGAGAGCCCCAGAGCCCCGGGAUGCACUUGGCUGGGGGGGGUGGGUCCAGACUCUCCCACACAGGCCUGGGGAGCUGCCCACCCCUCGUGCUUGUGCCCCCUCCCCUGGGUGGGGCUUUAGGCGCUGAGUCAUAGCUUCGGUGGGGAGCCAGCCACUCCCUCCUCCCCACCCUCCAAGCUGUGAGGAAAUCCUGGAGUAAGGGCAGGAGAGGAGGCUUUGGGUCUUUGGGGCCUCCAGGGGGAGAGCUGAGGGGCAUGGGGCCCCCAGGACAGGACUCUGGCUCUUGGCUCUGCUGAGCACCCACCUUGCCCCCAUGAGUACAUUCGUCAGCAUCUGGCACAGCCCGACCCUUGCUGGUUCUUCAGGGACCAGGCCACCCGACCCCCAAGGACAGCAGCUCUCCUGCAGGGCAGUUGGGGUGGCUGGGGCUCCAGGGACCAUGUCUCCCUCUGCAGCAUUCUCUCCUGGGUGGGUGGUCCUUCCCUGCCCUGGCACCCCAGGGACCAUGUCUCCCUCUGCAGCAUUCUCUCCUGGGUGGGUGGUCCUUCCCUGCCCUGGCACCCUUGGAGGUAGGGGAGAGGCUACGGCAGCGGUCAGGGUCCCCAGGGUCCGAGCCUCCCACAGUUGGCCAUGCUUCAGGCCACACCUCCAUGCGGUUCGGGCUGGGCAGCUGAAGGACAGUCCUGGGUGGGCUGCGGGCUAUCCUACUGGGGCGUGGACAAAUGUCCCCUCUCACCCCUCCCUGCUCAAGAACUCAGAGUUCCCUUGGGGGCUGCUCAAAGAGGAGCUGAUGUCCUGCCAGAGAGGACAGUGGGGACCUUCUACCUGGGGCUCUCUUCACAGUUCCUAAUUGAGGGCACACUGAGUUAUGCCAAAUGUGAGGGACUAGGUCCCUCCCCCUAGGCCUGGGAAACCCUGGAUCACGCCCCUCCCCCACCGGCCAAGGGGGCAGCAAGGGGCCACUAGAACUGGGCGGCCUCCCCUCUGCCGGCCCUGCCCAAGUCUUGUCCCUGGAGGCCUGGCCUGAGCCCCAUCCCCAUCGUCCCUCGUCCCCCGGAGGCCAGAUGGGCCCAGCUCCCAGCCAGCUGAGUGGGUUGGGGGGUGCGCUGGGAUCCUGGCCCUGUUUCCCUAUUUCCUGUUCCCGGAGCCUUGGAGGGGGGGGGUGGUCACGUGCCCAAUCCAUCUGCCUCUGCCUUCCGGGGAUUCUCCGGCCAGUGGCUUCUCUGGUGAUGUCAUAUGUUAACUCUUCCAUCCCCGAGGCCGCCCCGUUGUCCGUUGUGGUGUUGCCCCAGUGGGAGUGGGCUCCUCUGAGGCCUGACCCACCCCUCCCUCCAGGCAGACUGUGCCGUUUGGUGUUUUGAGGGCGACUCUCGACGAGGUGGAAACAGAUGUGGUUGAGAUCGAGGCCAAGUUGGACAAGCUGGUCAAGCUGUGCAGCGGCAUGAUCGAGGCCGGCAAGGCCUAUGUCACAACCAACAGGCUCUUCGUGAGCGGCGUCCGUGACCUGUCCCAGCAGUGCCAGGGUGACACCGUCAUCUCGGAAUGUCUGCAGAGGUUUGGAGACAGCCUGCAGGAGAUGGUCAACUACCACAUGGUAAGCCCAGACCGGGGUGGAGGCCUGUCCAAGGGCACGUCCAUCCAGCUUCCUCAUCGCUGUCAUCCCAUCCCAGGCAGCGCCCCCACUGGCUCCCCGCAGGCCCCGCCCAGCCUGGAAUGCUCUCGCUGGGCUGGCUCAGAGGGAGCUGAGCUGGCUGGCGGCUACGGGAGGAGGCCACGUUUCUGCUCCUUGGUCUGUGGGGGUGGGGCCAUCACUGAGGUGUUCUGCUGUGUCCAGAUCCUGUUUGACCAGGCCCAGAGGUCCGUUCGGCAGCAGCUCCACAAUUUCAUCAAAGAGGAUGUGCGGAAGUUCAAGGAGACUAAGAAGCAGUUUGACAAAGUGCGAGAGGACAUGGAGCUGUCCCUGGUGAGGAAUGCCCAGGCCCCGCGGCACCGGCCCCAUGAGGUGGAGGAGGCCACGGGCGCCCUGACCCUCACCCGGAAGUGCUUCCGCCACCUGGCACUGGACUACGUGCUCCAGAUCAACGUCCUCCAGGCCAAGAAGAAGUUUGAGAUCUUGGAUUCUAUGCUGACCUUCAUGCAUGCCCAGCACAGCUUUUUCCAGCAGGGCUACAGCCUGCUGCACCAGCUGGACCCCUACAUGAAGAAGCUGGCUACCGAGCUGGACCAGUUGGUGAUUGACUCAGCAGUGGAAAAGCGUGAGAUGGAACGCAAGCAUGCCGCCAUACAGCAGCGGACGCUGCUGCAGGACUUCUCCUAUGAUGAGCCCAAAGCAGAGUUUGAUGUGGACGCGCCCAGUGGUGUGGUGAUGGAAGGCUACCUCUUCAAGAGGGCCAGCAACGCCUUCAAGACGUGGAACCGGCGCUGGUUCUCCAUCCAGAACAGCCAGCUGGUCUACCAGAAGAAGCUCAAGGAUGUGUUGACCGUGGUGGUGGAUGACCUCCGCCUGUGCUCCGUGAAGCCAUGUGAGGACAUUGAGCGGAGGUUCUGCUUUGAGGUCGUGUCACCCACCAAGAGCUGCAUGCUGCAGGCUGACUCCGAGAAGCUGCGGCAGGCCUGGGUCCACGCCGUGCAGGCCAGCAUCGCCUCAGCCUACCGGGAGAGCCCAGACAGCUGCUACAGUGAGAGGCUGGACCGCACGGCAUCCCCAUCCACGAGCAGCAUUGACUCAGCCACGGACUCCCGGGAGCGCAGCGUCAAGGGCGAGAGCGUGCUGCAGCGUGUGCAGAAUGUGGCUGGCAACAGCCAGUGCAGCGACUGCGGCCAGCCAGACCCCCGCUGGGCCAGCAUCAAUCUGGGGGUGCUGCUCUGCAUCGAGUGCUCAGGCAUCCACAGGAGCUUAGGUGUCCACUGCUCCAAGGUGCGGUCCCUGACUUUGGACUCAUGGGAGCCAGAGCUGCUGAAGCUGAUGUGCGAACUUGGAAACAGCACCAUGAACCACAUCUAUGAGGCCCAGUGCGAGGGGCUGGGCAGCAGGAAGCCCACGGCCAGCAGCCCCAGACAGGACAAGGAGGCCUGGAUCAAGGACAAAUAUGUCGAAAAGAAGUUUCUGCGGAAGCCACCCUCAGCACCAGCCCGGGAGGCCCCCCGGCGCUGGCGGGCGCAGAAGUGCCAGCGCCACCACAGCUCUCCCCGCGCCCCCACUGCCCGCCGCAAGAUCCGGCUGGAGCCUAUCUUGCCCUCCGUGGCUGCUCUGUCCUCAGCAGGCACUGUGGAGCGCAGGUUCCGCAGGGAUUCCCUCUUCUGCCCGGAUGAGCUGGACUCCCUCUUCUCCUACUUUGAUGCAGGGGCUGCGGCGGCCGGUCCACGCAGUCUGAGCAGCGACAGCGGCUUAGGGGGCAGCUCGGACGGCAGCUCAGACGUCCUGGCCUUCGGCGCGGGCUCUGUGGUGGACAGUGUCACUGAGGAGGAGGGUGCAGAGUCAGAAGAGUCCAGCGGUGAGGCAGACGGGGAGUCCGAGGCCUGGGGCCUGGCAGAUGUGCGCGAGCUGCACCCUGGGCUCCUAGCACACCGCGCAGCGCGCACACGUGACCUGCCCGCGCUGGCCGCGGCACUGGCCCACGGGGCCGAGGUCAACUGGGCCGACUCGGAGGACGAGGGCAAGACGCCGUUGGUGCAAGCCGUACUAGGGGGCUCCCUGAUCGUCUGUGAAUUCCUCCUGCAAAAUGGAGCGGACGUGAACCAAAGAGACAGCCGGGGCCGGGCGCCCCUGCACCAUGCCACGCUCCUGGGCCGCACCGGCCAGGUCUGCCUGUUCCUGAAGCGUGGGGCCGACCAGCAUGCCUUGGACCAUGAACAGCAGGACCCACUGAGUAUCGCGGUCCAGGAGGCGAAUGCGGACAUCGUCACACUGCUGCGUCUGGCGCGCAUGGCUGAGGAGAUGCGUGAGGCCGAGGCGCCCCCGGGCCAGCCAGGCCCCCUGGCGGGCAGCAGCCCCACAGAACUCCAGUAUCGCAGGUGCAUCCAGGAGUUCAUCAGCCUCCAUCUGGAGGAGAGCUAGGCGGGGGGGCCGGGCACCCGCGGAUGCGGCUGGGGAUCCCCGCCCAGCCCCUCUGCCCUGCCUGGCCACCACAGCCCUGCUUGGACUACCAUGGGCCCGUUUCCCGAGAGCCGCCUGUCAGGUGCUCCUGGAGCCCCUGCUGCCUGUCCACCCUCCUCGGAGCUGCCAGACCCAGGGCCAAGAGAGGGCCUCCAGCACUAUCUUCUCAACCCCACAUUUCCCCUGGGGAUGGCACCUCCCACCCCAUAUCUUCAGGCUACCCCUUCCUUGGGGGGCCUAGGUUGCUCGUGUCACAAACUUCUCUCAAGGUCCCAUGUCACCUCAUGCCCCUCUGUCCCCGGGGCCUGUGUCACUUUGUGCCCCUCUCUGGCCUCAGGGCCUGUGUCACCUCGUGCUCCCACCUUUACUGCCCCAGAACACAGACCUGCUAGUUGGGUCCUUCCUACAUCCCCAGAGCCCCCACUAGGCCCUGGGGCUGGUGGCUGGCCAUCCAGGGAAUCAACCCGUGUACCUCACUUAGUGACCCCAGCAUCCGGGCUGGGCUUCUUGGGUGCUGGUGGGGGGCUCUGGCCUGGGGCCUCAGCCCUGGCUGGACGCAGGCGUCCGAGGCCAUGUGGCUGGCCACACAGGCCCCUGUCUGGGCAGCCCCAGACCUGUCCCUGCCUCCUCCAGAAGUACGUGGCCCAGAGUCGGUGCAUAAAGGACUUUGGCACUUUCUACCCCUGCAUCCGAUGUUCUUUGUCACCGAGUGAGUGGAUUUUCUACGACGACCUCAUUCUCACUUUGUCUCAUGUCCUUUCUCUGUGGACUCCCGAGGACCACCUUGACCCUGGCUCUGCCUGCUGCAGGGGGAGGCCCCUAUAGCCCUGCCCUGCCCCUAUAGCCCUGCCCUGCCCCCUCGCCAGCCUCACACCUUGGCGGGGCUGUCAGAUGGGUCCAGGGGUCCCUCAGCUCCCUCCCCAGGGCCCGUUGAUGCCUUCUGCGUUCCUCUUUCCUGGAGCCCAGGGGCAGGGCUGGACCUGUCCCCAACUUGGGCCCCUGGUCAGGCUAAGGCCAGUUGGCUGGUCACUAUGCAAAGGCUGCCCAGGGAGGCUCCAGGCGCAGCAGGGUGGGCACUGGCCGGCCCCGCUCCCUUGCCUGCUGGCUGUAACCCCUAAAGAGCAGAGUAACUCCUCGUCUCUCCCUGCUUGAGCUCUGUCCCCAGCUCCCAUUCCCCUGCCUGCGUCAGGGCCUCAUGCCUGGGCCUCGGGCUGGCAGGACCGCCCCUGCUCCAGUUCAUGGUAAUAAACUGCUUGCACCUGCAGCCUGUCA
Messenger RNA from Equus caballus (horse), 7158 nucleotides. NCBI's taxonomy places the organism in Eukaryota, Metazoa, Chordata, Mammalia, Perissodactyla, Equidae. The record is from RefSeq and is a predicted model, not a curated record.